UCCCCAAGGAAAGAACAUGAGGAGGUGGGGGUGAUGGCAGGCUUGUCAGAGUAAGCCUGUUGGAAAAUAAGAGUGGCUCCUCUGCCCAACUCACAGGAACCAGCACUGCUGUCACUGUUUUGCCAUGAUCUCAGUGACACUGUUUGGACAACUCAGACAUCUGUUUUCCACUUAUCAGGCUAUCAACCUGAUUGUAUUUUUGAUUAAAAAACAUGGCCCUGUUCCAUACAAAGCACUUGUGGAUUUACGUUUUGAAAUAUGAGUGAUUACAAAAGCAAAAUAACAAUGGAUACUCCACAUAGAUUGAGUUUGGAAGGACACGAGGUAGCUUUGGACAACAGGACAUUUUCAACACAGGAAUCAUCUACAGAAGAUGAGGGUACUUCAGCAAAACCAGGUCAAAGAGUGGUUGAUCUUAUCCCUUCAGGCCAAAGGCCACAGUUGGAGCCAAUUGAAGACUGUUGCUGUAGCCUUCCAUCCACUGCUCAUGCAGAAGACGUUCAGGUAAAGCAGGCAGCUCAUAAUCAGCCUCAUCAUUCACUGAAAUGUUAUUCCGGAUGUGUACAAAGAGACUUUAAGUCGCUGGAGCCGAUUUUAAAUGGAUCCAUCAUCAGUCAGGCCUGUGCAUCCACUCUUGAGAUCCCUGCUAACCUGCUUCCAAAAAUCUCAGAUUUACCACACGUUGUGAAGCAAAGACCAAGCACUAUCACCUUCUCAGACAGCACCGGCUCCUCUUGCAUGAACAGCCAUGCUUCUGGCUGCAACAGCUCUGAUGGUGAAGAAUCAUCAGAGACGGAGACAGACAAGGUCAAUGGUAACCAUGAUGAUUAUGGAGAUGGGGAUAAUGAAGAUGUGUUCAUAGAGUUCCCUCACAGUAAAGAUCUCUCCAUGACUAAAAAGAAACAGAAGAAAAGAGCUUGUGUGGGUCCACAUGCAAAAUCUGGGUUUACACCCAGCAACUGCGGGUAUGAGGCAGAGGAGGAAAUAGGCAGCAAGGAGGAGUCUCCACAGGUCACGAGUCCAUGGUCUGAGUCAAUGAGCCAUCUCAUGAGGAAACUGGACCAGCUUAAUCAGGACAUAGAGGAAGCUCUGAGUGAAGGUUCAUCACCCUCUGACACACCUUGCAUUACUCGCAAGAAGCAGUGGGGUGCUGCUUCAAAGUCCUUGCUGAACCAAACCUUGAAUGACAAAGAUCUUCAACGACCACAAAGAAGGGAACGUUGGAGCCAAGACAGAUCAUCUGCUUCUCGCAACUCCUCAACAGGGACAAGGGCAAGAACCAAGAAGGCAAUGUUUAAUAAGAUGACCACUGCAGCUGGUGCUGAAAUUGAAGCAAAAGAGGCGUGUGACUGGCUGCGGGCAGCAGGAUUUCCCCAGUAUGCUCAGCUCUUUGAAGAUUCACAGUUUCCAAUUGACAUCACGCCUGUGAAGAGGGAUCAUGACUUUCUGGACAAAGAUCUGGUGGAAACUCUGUGCAAGCGGCUUAACACACUCAACAAGUGCGCUUCUAUGAAGCUAGAUGUGAAUCUUCCAAAGAAGAAGAGUGAAGACUCAGAUGAAGAAGACCUCUUCGCCAUCAGUGACAAAUGGAUCUUUGAGUGGAGCAGCAGGCGUUGGUCCAGAUUACAGGACAUUGACUGUUUGCUUAGAAAGCAGGGAAAAGGCCAGACCUCCAAGGGCGGCUUGCCUCUGCAAAAUACUACCAGUAGGGAGAGUGUUCUGACGGAUAUCAGUGAGCCUGAAGUCUCAUCGUUACACAGUGAAAGCAGCGGGGGCAGUGGUCAAAGGGCCCUUAGCACAGAAGACUCUGACUGCUCUAACCGCACCUGCUCAGAUUCUGCAGUGAUGCCCGACUCUACUUCACUCACAAUGCCUCACAUCCCCAAAGAAUUUUCCCAGUAUGGCUCUCUGCCUGAUAAGCAAGGCAAGACCAGCCGCACCCAUGCCAAAGACUUCCUGAAGCGCAUGGAGACACUGAGAUCCAGAGGAACUUUAGUAAAGGGCCGGAAGACAUUGGUCAUUAGCUCUCCUGUCCUGCAGCAGGAGGCCCAGGCGCUGAGAACGUUACAUUGUGUGGAGAUUAUAAAUGGAGAUAGCGGAGCUCCAGAUCUUUCAUCUGGCAGGGUUUUGUUACCACAGUCCGGCAGUGAGGGUAGCAGCCAUUCAGGUGGCAGCACUGUCAGCACACCCAGUCUAAAAGAACGAAAGCCUCACCGAGCUGACCACAAGCGCAGUGGUAUGUAUUUGGAGGACAUAGACAUUUUCUCAGGCAACCAAAUGAACAAAGUUGCAGAACAAAACCGCAGAAAUGAGUUUUGCUCCUAUGAAGAUCUAGUGGUCCACAUUCCCAAAGACCAUAAGCCAGGAACCUUUCCCAAAGCACUAUCAAUAGAAAGCCUGUCCCCAUCCAAUGGAGCCUCCAUUAACUGGCACACAGGAAGCAUGCACUUGGACUCCACAUCAAUUCCAUACAGACAAGAAUCCAGGCCUGUCACACAGUGCUGCUCUAGGGGUAGCCGAAUCAGUGUCUAUGAUAAUGUUCCUGGGUCACACCUGUAUGCUAGUACUGGAGACCUAAUAGACUUGGAGAAAGAAGACCUCUUCCCUCACCUGGACGAUAUACUGCUACAUGUAAAUGGUCUGCAGCAGAUAGUGGAUCACUGGUCAAAAAAUGUCUUACCUGGAGGAGAGGUGGUGCAGGUGGAUAGUGGAAAGGAAGAUACGGUACGGUUGCAGUCCUCUAGUCAGAUCACAUUGGACUUUGAGGAAAACUCAGUCGCAGAAAGCCAAACUACUCCUGGUGAUGGAGACAGAGACAAAGUAUUGCUAGCUGAAACGGAAUCUUCGAGGUUCAGAGAGAGAAGAGACUCUGGAGUUGGUGCCUCACUCACUAGACCUAACAGGUUACGAUGGCCCAGCUUUCAGAUAUCCAAUCGCCUAAGUCACUCAAUGGCAUCGCUGCAGAUUACAAACCAGUCAGCAGGCCAGCUGAGUUUGUUACAGAAGUUUUCUCUCCUGCGUCUCACAGCAAUCAUGGAAAAAUAUUCCAUGUCUAACAAGCAUGGCUGGACCUGGUCUGUGCCAAAAUUUAUGAAGAGAACGAAGGUACCAGACUAUAAGGACAAGAAUGUGUUUGGAGUGCCGCUCAUAGUGAAUGUUCAGCGCUCUGGACAGCCCUUGCCACUUGGCCUGCAGCAGGGUUUGAGAUACCUGAGAAGUCAGUGUCUUGACCAGGUGGGUCUGUUUCGAAAAUCUGGGGUGAAGUCCCGAAUUCAUGCUCUGAGGCAGAUGAAUGAAAGUUCUCCAGAUAAUGUGAACUAUGAGGAUCAGUCUGCCUAUGAUGUGGCUGAUAUGGUGAAGCAGUUCUUCAGGGAUCUACCUGAACCCCUGCUCACCAGCAAGCUGGGGGAGACUUUCCUCCAUAUAUACCAGUAUGUGCCAAAGGACCAAAGGUUGCAAGCUGCCCAAGCAGCCAUCAUGUUAAUGCCGGAUGAAAACCGAGAGGUGCUGCAAACACUAAUCUGUUUUCUCAGCGAUGUUACUUCCUCUGUGGAGGAAAAUCAGAUGACACCCAUGAACAUUGCGGUGUGCCUAGCCCCUUCCCUGUUUCACCUCAAUAUAAUGAAGAAGGACAAUCUAUCACCAAAGGCCAUGCAGAAAAAGUAUGCCACAGGCAGGCCGGACCAGAAGGAUCUGAAUGAAAACUUAGCUGCAACACAGGGCCUUGCUCAUAUGAUCAUGGAGUGCAAUCAUCUCUUUGAGAUCCCUCAUGAGAUGGUUACACAGUCACGCAAUUCCUACGUGGAGGCUGACUUGCAUGCACCUACAAUCGAUGACCUGUGCAGACAGCUGGAUGAAGAUGAUGGAACAUAUCAAACACAUAUGGAUGGGAUACUUCAAAAUUUCCUCAAAGAGGCCAGAGAAAAGUCCAAAUACUGGGUGUCAUGCAGCAGUUCUGAUAACACAGAGCUGUGCUACAAAAAGGUGGGGGAUGGAAACCCUUUAAGACGCUGGAGAGUGUCUGUGGAAGUGGAAGCACCACCAUCUGUCGUGUUAAACCGCGUACUGCGAGAGCGCCACCUGUGGGACAUGGACCUGCUUCAGUGGAAAGUGUGUGAGACACUGGAUAAAAAAACGGAGGUGUUUCAGUAUGUCCUCAGCCGUAUGCCCCCUCAUCCCAGCAGAGACUUUGUAGUUCUCAGGUCUUGGAGGACAGACUUGCCCAAAGGUGCUUGUUCAUUGGUUUCUGUAUCCAUAGAGCAUGAAGAUUGCUCUCCUAUAGAAGGAGUUCGAGCUAUAAUCCUGGAGUCAAACUACCUACUGGAACCCUGUGGUUCUGGAAAGUCAAGACUAACUCACAUCUGCAGAGCUGACCUAAAGGGAAGAACUCCAGAUUGGUACAACAAAGCAUUUGGUCAUCUUUGUGCUGCAGAAGCUGCCCGAAUCCGCAACUCCUUUCAGCCGCUGAUCACAGAUGGACCAGAGACCAAAAUCUGAAAGUGUUAUGUCUGUUAAGCCUUGAGAUCGGAACGGAGUGUUGAGUCAUUGCUAAAAGGCUCACAUGUAAGCACUAACAGUGCCCCUGAACAAAAGCACAAUUUGUUUUUGUAAAAGAGCCCUGAAAACAGUUUCAAGCCUUUCAACUUGCACAGUGGCAAAUGUGGAUAUUUUUUGGUGCUGAGCAUAAUAACUCAAUGGGAAUUUAAUUAUAUUGCCAAUGUCCUUGACUUUGUAAUUUUAUACCUUAAUGUUGUAAGUUAAUUAUAUUUCAAUAAUAUAUAUCUGUAAUUGUUAUUAUUGCUAUUAUUUACAAUGCCCAGGACAUUCAAGCUCCUAAAUGCUUCUGAGAAGCAUAAGUUAAUCAGUUCAGAUUUAAAUGUAAUAUAAUUAUGCACACUCAAGUGUUUGUAUAUUUGUGUGAGUAUUCUGUAAAAAAAGUAACAAAUUGUACAUAUGAGAAUGAGUAAAUAGUACACAUGUUAAUUUCAUAUAUGAUUGUUACAUGCUCAUCCUUCUUUUAAUACACAUGGUACCAGAUUGUAAGCUGGUUUUACUUUGGUCAUGUAAUGACAUUUUUGAAUAUGUGUAAUUUUAUUGAAUUUUACCUCCAGUAGUUGUGGAAAAUGAUGACUGAAGGUUUGACUUGAUCAUACCUGCUUUAUGGUACUGACUUAUACAGUCAGGUACAAAACUCUGCCUUGUUUUUUUUAAUAAAACUACCUUUGUUAUAAGA
Molecule: messenger RNA, 5233 nt
Organism: Girardinichthys multiradiatus
Lineage: Eukaryota; Metazoa; Chordata; Actinopteri; Cyprinodontiformes; Goodeidae
Gene: stard13b
Product: StAR-related lipid transfer (START) domain containing 13b
Exons: 18
Coding region: 259-4497 (1412 amino acids)
Biological process (GO): regulation of Rho protein signal transduction; signal transduction; actin cytoskeleton organization
Molecular function (GO): GTPase activator activity; lipid binding; protein binding
Source: RefSeq, a predicted model, not a curated record